Molecule: messenger RNA, 1829 nt
Organism: Purpureocillium takamizusanense
Lineage: Eukaryota; Fungi; Ascomycota; Sordariomycetes; Hypocreales; Ophiocordycipitaceae
Exons: 2
Coding region: 265-1698 (477 amino acids)
Biological process (GO): SNARE complex assembly
Cellular component (GO): lytic vacuole; endosome
Molecular function (GO): SNARE binding
Source: RefSeq, a predicted model, not a curated record
CACCAUCAAUCACCACCACACCGUCCCGUGACCAGCCGACGCUUCAUCCAGCGCUUCAUCCACUCCCUCACCUACCGGCCUACUUACUUACUCACUCACCUCUGUUCAUCUCCCUCUCGAGCCCUCUCAACUUCUUCCUCCUUUCCACACUUUACAAAUGCACCCCUCUCUGCGUCCACCACCUCACCUCGCUAGCCGCCGCCGCCGCCAGUGUCGCCCCUCUGCUGUCACCGCCGAGCGUCCGUGAACGGCGGCAACACCACCAUGGAUUGCGACAUCUGCCAUCGCGGCCACGACCCCCAGCGCCUGCCCUUUCUCUGCGCCGUGGACGCCCGCAACCAAGUGUAUGACGCUCGCCUCAAGAACCUUCAUCUUCUCAUCGAGAACGACAAGCUACAGGCCCAGAUCGCCAAGGCUAGCGGUGACGAUACCCCGGCCACCACCGCGCAGCUCGCGCUUGCGCGCCAGCGCCUCGCCGAGGACCGGACAGACCAGAUCCUCGCUGCCGCGGACAAGCUGCGCGCCGAGAUCCAGGCCGCGCGGGAUGACAUCAAGGCGCGCCGGGCUGCCCUCGCGCGUCGCCGGUCCGACCUCUCAUCUGUCUCGACAGGACUGGUAGACCGCAGGGCCAGACAGCAGCACGAGGUCGAGAAGUCCCUGCAAAUGCUGCGCUUUCGCUGGUCUCAGAGUGCCGAGGACAUGGCUCAGACACGGGCUUUCCUGUGCACCGAGGCUCUGCGCUUGUAUGGACUGAAACGGACCAGGAAGAGCAACACUUCGCGCUACGAUUAUCAGAUAGGCAAAGUGCCAAUCGUCGACCUCACCAGCAUGGACUCCCUGACUCCUGAAAUCAUCUCAACAUCCCUUGCUCACGUAGCACACAUUGUCAUGCUCGUCUCUCACUAUCUCGCCAUCCGACUACCCGCGGAAAUCACCCUACCUCAUCGUGAUUAUCCCCGGCCGACCAUCUUCAACCUCCCCGGCUCGUACCAACAUGGGCCUUUUGCGUUUCCCUCAGCCUCGUCCUCCAUGACGCCCAUGCCCUCCUCGGCGCAGAUCCGGGAUCCCGAAUCUCACCACGUGCCACGCCCACGGCCGCUUUUCGUUGACAAACCCCUGCCACAGCUAUCAAAGGAGGACCCUACCACGUACUCCUUCUUCCUGGAGGGCGUAACCCUGCUGGCGUAUAAUAUCGCUUGGUUGUGCAGCUGCCAGGGCGUGUCAAUAGGCGACAAAGGCUCUUUCGAGGAUAUGUGCCACAUGGGCAGGAACCUGUACAACUUCGUCCUCGCGUCACAGCUGCAGGGCUACGUACAACCCGCAGAACCAACAAACAAAGGCUCGAAUGCUGAUAAUAACAACGGUGUCGAGUCCCGCUCGAACUGGAUCGGCCGGUACUCGCAUGGCACCUCCUACUACUACCUCGGCGGCAUGGAGGGAACCGACUUUGUCCGUACUUUCAAGCUCCCGAGCCCCAUGAAGCUCGCCGACAAGCUGAAGAAGAAGCUUCUCGGCGACACACCAGGCGCCGACUGGGAGGUGCUGGACGACGAUGCCUGGAAGCCCGAAGACGGCCGGACGGACCAGUCAGGGGCGAAGGCUCUGUCGGGGGCUCUUGCCGACAAAGGGGGGCUUGAUGGUACGGGUGCUACGCGCUCUGGGACGAACGGGUGGACGAAGGUGAAACAUAGGACCUGAGCAGUCUGAUGGAUCCGCCCGCUCCGUUCGUCACUUGUUGGUAGUAGCUCAUGUUUUAGCUGUGUUCCCGGCGUGGUCGCACUCACAGCACAUGGACUUUGAGCAACAUAGCGAAUAAUUGGAGAAUCUCC